UUUAUAAGAGCGGGCUAGCUUCUUUGUUACCAUUGACUGCAUGCUCGCGGUCGACGUGGGUGUCUGCGUUGUGCUGCCGCCGUCAAGAAAACGCCGGGAACGUGGCUUCGCAUGCUGUGACACUGACCGGGCAAGGUUAGCCUCGAAGAACAUUCCACGUCUGCUGGUGGCUAUAACUUCCGACAGAUCCCGCAGCAAUGGUUCCUCAACUGCGAGUCUUCCUUCUUUGCGCCCUGCUACUGAGAGCUGCUGGAGCCUUGGCCGAUUCAGAUCCAGUGGAGCAAGCAGCGCAGAACCCUCAGCAGCACAAGGGCGAUAGGUCCGGGACGUACUACUUACACGACCUGGAGAAGACAAAGCUGGGCCUAACGGCCUUGGGAGGUUCGGGACUCGCGUUGAUCAUCCCGUUCCUCCUGGCGCUCGGAGUCUUCGCCAUCGUUCUUCCCGUCAUCGGACUGCUCUUCAUGGGUGGCCUCGGGCUCGGCGGUUUUCCUGGAAUCGGUAUUCCCGGCGGCCUCUAUCCUGCCGCCGGACGCAAGAGGACUGGAGACUCCCUCUUGAGCCAGGAGAACGUCAUCAAGAUGGUCAGCUUCGUCGACAAGGCGCUACAGGACUUUGGCAAGCAGAUGAACUCCAAGAAGACCUAGAUGACAUCAUGAAACUGCGAAGGCGACCGUAUUGAUCGAGUUCGUUGUGCAGUGAAACGCUGACCAGUGUAUGGCAGUCAAGUAAGGGUUAAAACUUUACCGAACGACAUCGCAUCAAUAUAGGUCGUGUUCUGA
Molecule: messenger RNA, 782 nt
Organism: Ixodes scapularis (black-legged tick)
Lineage: Eukaryota; Metazoa; Arthropoda; Arachnida; Ixodida; Ixodidae
Exons: 2
Coding region: 198-647 (149 amino acids)
Source: RefSeq, a predicted model, not a curated record